This is a messenger RNA of Daldinia vernicosa, 4647 nucleotides long. RefSeq lists its product as uncharacterized. Bases 1 to 4647 code for a protein of 1548 amino acids. The transcript has 9 exons. The record is from RefSeq and is a predicted model, not a curated record. Lineage: Eukaryota; Fungi; Ascomycota; Sordariomycetes; Xylariales; Hypoxylaceae.
AUGAUAUCGCCGGAGCUUCUAAACCUUCAACACUCUUUUAUAUUGCGGUUAAUUCUCUUCGUUCUUUCUACAAUCCUAUGCGUCGUAGGAGCGCAUAGAUAUCUCUACCGAUACGUGACGUCACGUCGCGAGCCGCGAGAAGCUCUUGAUAGAAUUACCGUCUUUGCCGAUUAUGAAGAGGUGCAUCUAGAUAUAGUAGCUGUACAUGGCCUAGGCGCGCAUCCCUAUUACAGCUGGAAGGCCAACGCCCCCCCUAACUCUACCGGGGUACCAGAAGAAGAUGAAGUAGGAAUUAAUUGGCUUGAGCAUGAUGACUUCCUAAAGAAAGAUUUCAAGAACGUCAGGAUCCUCUCAUAUAGUUACAAUGCCGAUUGGUUCGUGGACGCCUCGCUGUCAACAGCGUCGCAGAAGGCUCUUACAUUUCUAGAGACACUCUCGGAGUUCAGGGAGAAGACGAAGAAAACGCCCCCUAUUCUCUUCAUCGGUCACAGCUUUGGCGGGAUCCUAGUGAAAUAUGCUAUUCACUCGGCGCAUUCAGACUCGCGUUUCGGAGACAUCAGUCGCGAUACUGCAGGCAUUCUCUUCUUAGGGACGCCUCAUCAAGGAUCUACUGUUUCUUGGAUCGGUGAGAUUCUUGCUCGACUAACCAUUCUCUCUGGGUCCGAUACUACAUUGUUGAAGCUGUUGAGCCACGGUAGCUCAGCGCUCCUAGACUUAAAGAGGGAUUUUUCUGCUGCCGUAACAUCCAUCAUUAACCAGAAACCACUACUUGUGUAUUCAUUCUACGAAACGCUACCGACGUUCCGCUAUGGCGUGUCGCUUGGUGUAAUUGUAGGACCUCAAUCAGCUACUCUUGAUAUCGGGAAGCAUAUACCAGUAAAUACGGACCACUCCGGCCUAAAUAAAUGCAAGACGAGAAAGGACGAUCUUUAUGUGAAGAUUUGCUCAGCUAUACAAAAUGUUAAAUCGAUCCUACAGCAACAGUCUGAGCCGAUUGCAAGAUGGAUAAUGGGAUCUGAUGACCCUGCGCGUAUUUUCAAGCAUCGAGUAGAUCACGAACGAGCGAGAGAUAAACUCCGCGCCUAUGAUAAUAUAGGAAAGUGGCUCAUUGAAUCGCCCGAAUUCGUGGCCUGGAGCGACAUCCAAGAAUGCACUCAGUCGACAUUCUGGCUGCGUGGUGGAGUGGGCACAGGCAAAACAUCCGUGAGUUCCGAGGUUAUCGAGUGGUUCUACAAAGAUAAUCGCCUACGAAGACCACGAAAAGUUGUCUAUGUCUACUGCUCUAUAGACCACGACUUCAACUUUAUGCUUCGCUCACUUAUUCUUCAACUUGCAUUUUCGGCGAAUGGCGUCUCAGUUCAGCAAUGUAUUACAGAGAGAUAUAACUCCAGGGGCCGAGCUCAGCAGCUAGUUCUUGAUAAGGACGAUUCUAAGUUAAUACUCGAACUCUGUCGCGCUCAUCCAGAGAUAGUCAUUAUUAUCGAUGCACUAGAUGAAUGUCCUGCGUCUCGCCAUGUACUUGAUACCUUCAAAAACGUACAGGAAGGGUCCUCGAACAAAAUAAAGCUAUUCCUAUCGAGCCGUCUUCAUAUGGGACUCGACGACGUGUUUACGAAUCUCCAACGUCUGACAAUCGAGGAAAACACAACCCGCAUGGAUUUAGAACAUUAUAUCAAUAAAGAGAUCGACUCACGACGUAACACUCCUCCUGGCUGGAUUCGUAUGGGUUUCAAGGAUAGGUUCAAACGCGCAUUAAGUCAGUAUGCACAGGGAGUGUUCCGUUGGGUCGAGUUACAAGUUGAAAUAUUCUUCGACGAGAGUUUUCCAUUUGAAUUAGAAGAAGACGUAGAAAGCGAACUGCGAAAUCUAGAAAAGGGGCAGUCCAUAACCGGACACUCCAAAGACCAAAUGGCGAAACUAAACGAAGCGUACGAUCGCAUACUGAAAAAGCGCCGCCAGAAUGCCCGCAGUAUUAUAACCUAUGCUCUUAAAUGGGUUCUAUGUUCUCUACUCCCUUUAACGUCGGGGGAGCUGUUCGAGGCGGUAACCCUUUCCCACGAGCGCAUGCUGACGACAGGAUCCUACGAACGGCACGAAACCAUCGACUUAAACCAGAUUAUGCGGCUAUGCAGUAAUUUGAUUUUAUUUACGGACUAUAGUGGAUUUGUAAGGUUUUCUCAUAACUCCGUCAAAGAGUAUCUUAUGAAUUCAGAGUAUUGCAAUGACGAGUUUGUCUACGAAACAUGUCAUGGUUUCGUCGCGGAGAUUUGCCUGUGGUAUAUAUACCGCCGAGGAAUACUCAAUGGGUCACUUGGGUCCUAUAUUCAAUUGGCAGCACUCUCCCACUGCUCUCGUGCCGGGCCUGAUAACAGAAGACGCCAGGGACUUCAUGACCUACUUCGCAGCUUUUGCGAACAGCCUUUGAAGGCACUUGACAGAAAGAAUAUAGGGAAAUACUAUCUUUCCCUUUACGAAGCGCAAGACAGACUCGCUACUUCUUUCAACCAUUUAGCCCAUGCCUUCAUUGCUGCCUGCGUUUUCAAUCUCAACGACAUUCUCGAGCUUGCCUUGACACGAGAGGCUACUGACUUCGCUGCACGACGGGCCCUGAGAAGAAAGGGUCUUAAAGCCGCAUGCAUAUACGACUCCUACGAAGUGGUAAUGGAACUGCUGAACGGGAGGGAACCGGUGGAAGUGACUGCCGGGCUAGUCAAGGCGGCCAUAACUUAUAGUAGCGGGCGGGUGAUAACACUCAUCCUACGGAAUUACGACAAUAUGGUCAUUACACCGGACAUGACGACGUGCGCCACGAAAAAUAGGCAGUUUGGAGUUGAAGUCCUAAAAGCCUUGAAGAAUCACUAUGGUAGACUCCCGGCAGAUAUAGAGACGUAUAGAUCAGCAAUGGGGUGUUCCAGCGAGAUGCUGAAGUAUUUGCUCGCCGGAGUAGACCAUCCCCCCGGGAUCGAGGAUAUCGUCGCCCUCGCUUCGAGCGGCCGUGAAGAGUCCAUGUCAACAGUAUUGCAUUCUAAAGAGGAUAUUCCUAUAACCCAGAGCGUACUCCUAGGGGCGGCUCGGAACUCGGUCGACGGACACCAAAUAAUGAAGACUUUGGUAGAGCACACCAAAGCGAACAUUGUCCUCUCCGAAGAGAUCCUCUGUGCUGUUGCGUCGAACAAGCACAAGGGCCCGAUGAUUUUCGAGUACCUCUUUCGGGCUUUAGGGAACAGCGUGAACAUUACGGAGGGGGUACUAGUCAGCGCAGCAAAAAGCGGCUGGUUACUAGACGACCUCAUCAAUAUUCUCAAACGCCGGCCGGAUAUCCCCAUCCCAGAAGCUAUCAUUUCGGAUGCCGUCAGCGACGAGUUUCACGGCGACGAGUUUAUCGAAGCGCUGUUCAAUCACGACCCCAACAUCGCCAUCAGCGAAGACAGCCUGGUGGCCGCAGCACAAAACAACGGCCGCGGAACUAAGAUAGUCAGCUUCCUUAUACGGCAUAUAGAAGGGAUAAAAAUCACGCCGCGAGUUGUGGCGGCCGCAGCAGCUAACAAAUCCCUCGGGAAUGAACUCGUACCUCUGCUUUUGGCCGGAAUACUCGAUUUACAUAUUGAAGAUACGGUUCUGGAAGCGGCGGCCGGGAAUUCAGAGUUCGGAGAUGAACUCGUCGAAGCACUGCUAUACUACGGCGGGGCUGCACCGAUCGGAGAUGGUGUCAUGGAAGCUGUAGCCAGGAAUAAGAAAAGGGGCGUAAGAGUUUUCGCACUGCUUUUGGAACAUGAUCCAAACAUUAAAAUAUCCGAGUCUAUGCUUAAAGCAGCCGUUUUCAAUGGUAACUCAAAGCUCUUGAAAGUAUGGCUGGACCGCAGCGACGCCAACUCGAGAAUUUCGGAAGCGGUAGUGAAAGAAGCUAUCCACGACUUCUCGACGUUAUUAGUCUUACUAAGGUCAGGAAGAAGGAUCACCAUCACGCCGGAUAUCCUCAAGCUAGCAGCUACGAAUCGCCACGUUACGGAGAUUUUCCCGACGCUACUAGAUUACGAUAAAAGAUGUCCCAUCACAGAGGCUGUCCUCACGGCCGCAAUCGGGAAUCCGAAUCUGUUUGGUCGACACGUAGGCUCGAGCGUCUUUACUUCCAAGUUUAGCAAAUUGCUAGAUAGAGCUCGCGUCGGCGUUACGGAGGACAUGGUAAAACUAGCAGCGGGAACCGAUUGGCGACGUAGACACGUAACCAAAAUCCUGCUGGAGUAUCAAGACGAUCUCGACGUCGGGGAUGUUCUCGAAAUCGCAGCCGGGAACGAUUCGUAUACGCAGGAGAUGUUCGAAUUCUUGCUCGAGUGCGAUGAGGACUACCAAAUUACGGAAGACGUUGUUAUCGCUGCUGCUCGGUCUUCAGGGGGGAGCAUGAGGGCUCUUCUAAAGUGUGGACGACACGUCCCUAUCACCGAGGCGGUGCUGAAGACGGUGGCGAGCCGCAAGGGAUGGGAUGCGGCGUCUGAUAUGGCGCUUAUUUUGAACGGAGGGUAUGGUGUUGAGAUUACGGAGGGGGUGAUGCAAGCGGCGAGAGGUAGUGGCACCGAAGAGGACGAGGACGAUGAAGAUGACGGUAAUAAUGAGAUGGUUACGAUGUUAAAGACUUAUCUUCAGUUAUAA